AUGGCUGCAGCUUCACUGACUAACAUACCAGAAUGCUCCAUUUGUUGUGAAGAUUUCAAAACACCUAAAUUUUUACCAUGUGGACACACUUUUUGUCUAGAUUGCAUAGAACGCUAUAUUGGUGAUAAGAUAGAGACAUUCCAUUGUCCAUUGUGUGGACAGGAUGUCACUAUACCAGUAGGUGGUGCUAAGAUGUUUACUACCAACUAUAUAGCUCAAACAGUUUCAACACAACGGCCUAGCUCAACAACAUCAACUGAUACAACAUCAGUCAUAGGUGAAACAACAUCACCUGAUAAAACAGAAGUUGUUGGUGAAGCUACUUCACACGAUACACACAACAACCUGGUUUAA
Lottia gigantea (owl limpet) is the source of this 354-nucleotide messenger RNA. RefSeq lists its product as hypothetical. The transcript has a single exon. Lineage: Eukaryota; Metazoa; Mollusca; Gastropoda; Lottiidae. The coding region runs from base 1 to 354 and encodes 117 amino acids. The record is from RefSeq and is a predicted model, not a curated record.